CGCAUGCGUAGUGUCAGUGCGUCAUGUCUGGAAAAUAAACAGCGAACUGUGUAACUCCUCGUUACUUUAAAACUGGAUCAUUAACGGCAACGAGGAGCCGUUUGGAGAGAAAAACUGUGGUUAUAACUUACACUAAGAUGGAUUUCACUAUUCGCGCCGCCACCCUUGAGGACUGUAAGGACAUCAGACGCAUGAUGUCUGAGCUGGCAGAGCAUGAAAAAGUUGCAGAUCAAGUCACAAUUACAGAAAAAGACCUAGAGCAGGAUGGAUUCUCUAAAACCCCAUUCUUCCACGCCAUAAUUGCAGAGGUUCCAGAGCAGUACAAGACCAAAGAUGGUCAUACAAAAAUAGGUUUUUGUAUGUACAGCUACAGUUAUAGCUCAUGGAAAGGCCGGACAGUAUACAUGGAGGACUUGUACGUGAUGCCAGAGUUUAGAGGAAAGGGCAUUGGCAAUGCCUUGAUGAGCAAAACUGCACAGCUAGGACGAGCUGCUGGUUGCGUUCAGAUCAAUUUUGUUGUGUUGAACUGGAACAGUACAGCUCUGGGAUUCUACCGAAACCAAGGUUGCACAGACCUGACCUCUGACCUUCGUUACCAUUACAUGAGCUGCAAUGGGGAGGCCUUUCAAAAGUUGGCUAAUAGAUAUGCCUAAAUUUCACGUUCAUUUUUUUAUUUGUUCCAUCCACCCCCAAUUGAAUGAAGUUCUCUAAGUGAGAAAUUUUAAUUUCUCUGUUUUGUGAGUGUAGACAGUUUUGAAUGUGUUUUUUUUUUUUUUUAAAAAAACCACUCUUUUAAAACUGGUGCUCACGGGACAAUUAAAAAAAAGUUUUAUUGACCACAGCAUAUUUGUUACAUGCUAUGGUGCUGAUUGAUAUUUGUAUUUGUCUUGUAAUAAAUAAUCACAUGUAAACAAAACUAAAUUGACAUCCAAUGGCAUAUAUUGUAACUGUGGCAGCCUGAUUAAAUAAAAAACUUUUACUGUCAAAUUUUGACGUUUUUCUAAAAUAAAAUACUGACUUUGGAUUUACCUCAAUGAGUAACAUUUAAGGGCUUAUUAUAUCCAAAUUUGUGGGUGAGAAGAAAGGUUUACUGGGGUAAAUGUUUACUUUAGCAAUCAGCAUAAUGCACAUCAGGGUCUUUCUUUACUUCAGGUACUCUUCACAUUUAAACAUGAGCCUCAACCUCCCUUAAUUGUUUGCAAUUAUAUCAAUAGAGCAAUAAAUGCUU
Clarias gariepinus (North African catfish) is the source of this 1228-nucleotide messenger RNA. It is a transcript of the gene sat2a.1, whose product is annotated as spermidine/spermine N1-acetyltransferase family member 2a, tandem duplicate 1. Bases 138 to 653 code for a protein of 171 amino acids. The record is from RefSeq and is a predicted model, not a curated record. NCBI's taxonomy places the organism in Eukaryota, Metazoa, Chordata, Actinopteri, Siluriformes, Clariidae. The transcript has 7 exons. Gene Ontology annotation, molecular function: N-acetyltransferase activity.